Messenger RNA from Abrus precatorius (Indian licorice), 2525 nucleotides. RefSeq names its product pentatricopeptide repeat-containing protein At1g60770-like. Gene Ontology annotation, molecular function: protein binding. Lineage: Eukaryota; Viridiplantae; Streptophyta; Magnoliopsida; Fabales; Fabaceae. Gene Ontology annotation, cellular component: mitochondrion. The coding region runs from base 699 to 1958 and encodes 419 amino acids. The transcript is spliced from 2 exons. The record is from RefSeq and is a predicted model, not a curated record.
AACCCGCGGGGAGCGUGAAGAAGCAGUGAACAUCGUCAAUCUCGGAAAUGUCGUUGAUGCAACGAUACGGGCGCAGCAAGAGCGUGGUGAAGCGGUCCAAGAAGUACUUGGACGAAGCGCUGUACCAAAAGCUCUUCAAAGAUGGCAGUUCCCAACUCAGCGUUUGUCAGAAUCUCAACAGCUUUAUCAAGAGCGGAAAGCGCGUUUACAAAUGGGAGGUUGGUGAUACGCUCAAGAAGCUUCGCCAACGCAAGCUCUAUAAACCCGCACUCAAGGUCACGCUCAUUCAUAUGCAUGGUUGCAUUUUUAGGUUCAAACCAUUUCUACGUUACGCUGAGCUUUUAAUGUUUAGAAACAGAGCAAGUCAAUGAUCCUACUGGUUUUAACUUUUAUUUCUUUUCCGUAGUUAACUUUUUUUUAUAUGUAUGACUUUGGAUCUGGUAUUUAGUAGAAAUUGUUAUUAUUAUUAAAUUUCCAUGUUGUAGUUUCGAUUUUCUAAUUAAUUGAUGCAUCUUUGAAGUGAGGUUUGGUAAAGGGGAGAGUGCAAUAAUUAUAUUGGUGUUUUUGGAAAAUUUUGAAUUAAGGCUGUUGUUGUUGUGGCUUAUGAUCGUGGCUGUACCAAAGGCAUUCGAAGGGAUGGUAGUGAACUAAUGGCGGUAAUUGCUGGCAACAUAUUCAAGCAUAAACACACAAUAUAGAUGCACAGAAGACUGCUAUCAGAAACCAUGGCUAAGAGGAACAUGAACAAGACUGUCAGUGAUCACGCUAUACAUCUUGAUCUGCUCGCAAAAACUCGAGGUAUUGCUGCUGCUGAAAAUCAUUUUGUUGAUCUUCCCGAAUCUGCUAAGAAUCAUCUAUGUUAUGGUGCCCUUUUAAACUGUUACUGCAAGGAAUUGAUGACUGAAAAGGCGGAAGGUCUUAUGGAAAAGAUGAAGGAGCUUAGCCUUCCUUUAAGUUCCAUCCCUUACAACAGUCUUAUGACUCUGUAUACAAAAGCAGGGCAGCCAGAAAAGAUUCCAUCCAUCAUACAAGAAAUGAAGGCUGGCAAUAUCAUGCUGGAUGCUUACACUUAUAAUGUCUGGAUGAGAGGUCUUGCCGCUGUUAAUGAUAUUUCUGGUGUUGAAAGGGUUCAUGAUGAGAUGAAGAGGGAUGGUCGAGUCACUGGAAAUUGGACACCAUUUAGUAACUUAGCAUCUAUUUUUGUUGAUGCUGGUUUGGUUGAUAAGGCGGAAGUUGCUCUUAAGGAAUUAGAGAAGAGAAAUGCUUUCAAAGAUCUUUCUGCUUAUCAGUUUCUUAUUACGUUGUACGGGCGAACAGGUAACUUAUAUGAGGUUUAUAGGGUCUGGCGUUCUCUUAGGCUGGCAUUUCCUAAAACUGCAAAUAUAAGCUAUCUGAAUAUGAUUCAAGUAUUGGUUAAAUUGAAAGAUCUCCCAGGAGCAGAAAAAUGUUUCCGGGAGUGGGAAUCUGGCUCCCCCACUUAUGAUAUUCGAAUUGCAAAUGUUCUGAUAAGGGCAUAUGCUAAAUUAGAUAUGCUUCAGAAAGCUGAAGAUCUCAAGGAGCGUGCUCGGAGGAGUGGGGCCAAGCCUAAUGCAAAAACAUGGGAAAUCUUCUUGGAUUACCAUUUGCAAAAAGGAGACUUGAAGUUGGCAGUGGAUUGUUUAGGCAAAGCAAUAUCAAUCGGUAGAGGGGAUGGUGAGAAAUGGGUUCCAUCAUCUGCACUCAUUGAUAACAUGAUGAGGAAUUUUGAGCAAGAGAAGGAUGUCAAUGGUGCAGAAGAAUUUCUAGAGAUCUUGAAGAAAUCUGUGGAUUCUCUAGGGGCAAAGGUGUUUGAAUCCUUGAUCAGAACUUAUGCAGCUGCUGGCAGGACCAGUUCAGCAAUGCAACGGCGAUUGAAGAUGGAGAAUGUAGACGUGAGUGAAGACACCCAGAAGUUGCUUGAGGCAAUUUCUGUGGAGUAACUCACAAUACUUUUGUUCUUCCAAGUUUUAGUUGUUGUAAAUUGAGAUGCCGUGGCUUUCUUACACAUUAUGCUUUGGUGAGAAAAUUUGGCAUGUCAAUUUAAACAUCAAGAAGUGGCGCAUGCUGUAUUGGCAUUGAAGGAAUCUUAUUUGAUUAUUGAAUAAUGAAAUACAGGAGCUGCGAAGGUGCAUUCAUAUUUCACAGUGAAUCCUGUGUGCUAUAAAGAAAUGUGCAACACAAAUGGGAUCUAACAUCUAAGCAUAAAACAUUUCAGUCAGUGAAAGGUUGGUUAAUAUGUUCUACUUCUGAAAACAUUAGUUUGAUUGUUGAAGAUAUAUUUGUUAUCUUUGGGUAAAAUUAAAGGAAAGGGAUGAAAGAGACCAAGGUAAAGCAAUACUCGAAAUACGAGAGUGUUUUAUCAUGAAUAUGUAAUUUGGCACUUAUAAUUCAACCAAGACAUAACAUGAAUAUGUAUCAUUAAUAAAUCACAUCUUUACUAUUUUUAAAUAACAUUAUGAAGUACAAACUUCUGAAUUUGAGAUUUGGAAAUAUGAAGAAAAUUUAAG